Molecule: messenger RNA, 5478 nt
Organism: Tachysurus vachellii
Lineage: Eukaryota; Metazoa; Chordata; Actinopteri; Siluriformes; Bagridae
Product: semaphorin-3D
Exons: 18
Coding region: 199-2493 (764 amino acids)
Biological process (GO): positive regulation of cell migration; semaphorin-plexin signaling pathway; negative regulation of axon extension involved in axon guidance
Molecular function (GO): chemorepellent activity; semaphorin receptor binding
Source: RefSeq, a predicted model, not a curated record
UCCUGGCUAAGAGUAAGACUUGGAAAAGAGACACGCGCGUCAUCAACGGUCCUAACCGUCGCCUCAGAAAGCGGAAUAAAUAAUUCAUUUUAUAAUUCAGCAAAUAAAAUCAGAAGAAAGAAGAAACUUAUAGUUUGAACAGCAAAACAGUAAUGUGAAAGAGAACAUUUCCUGCACUGUUACUAGAAGAAACUGGAGAUGAGGCUUGUGGGAUUCUGGAGGACGGGGCACGCCUGUCUGUUGCUGGCUGCAGUGCUUCAGUUACUUCUGACUGGCGCUAGAGCUGACAGGGCCUGGAACCAGUACAUACCACGACUGCAGCUCUCACAUACAGAGCUGCAGUCAAUGAACAGUUCUGCCAUGUUCUUGCCCAGUGGUGCAGGGGUUAAAGGGUAUUACGAGGUUUUGCUGUUGGAUGAGGAUCGUGGCUGGCUGCUUGUUGGAGGAAAAGACCACGUCUACAUGCUGAACUCUGAGAGUCUGACCCAGAUUACACACAAGAUUUACUGGCCAGCUGGAAGGGAACAUACUGAACGCUGCAAACAUGCAGGGAAGAAUCAGUCGACUGACUGUGCCAAUUUUGUGAGGCUACUUCAACCAUUCAACAAAACUCAUGUGUAUGCAUGCGGAACAGGGGCGUACCACCCUAUGUGUACAUACAUUGACCUGGGCCACAAUGUCGAGGAACCUGCGCUUAGACUGUUGAGCAAUGCUGUCGAGUCCGGGAGAGGGAAAUGUCCUUUCAGUCCACAUGAGCCUUUUACUGCUCGACUCACUGAUGGAGACUUGUAUGCGGGAACGUCGGUGGACUUCAUGGGAAACAAUGCAGCCAUAUUCCGUAGCUCUGUGCACACAGCCAGUCAGCACUACAUUCGCACUGAGGCUUAUAAUGACCACUGGCUCAAUGAGCCAGAAUUUGUGGGCUCAUUCUCUAUCCCAGACACACACAGCUUAAAUGAUGACAAGGUCUAUUUCUUCUUCAAGGAAACGGCUGUGGAGUCCAACCAGCUGGAUAAGCGCAUCUAUAGCCGGGUGGCUAGAGUGUGCAAGAAUGAUGUUGGUGGCAAGAGGAGUCUGAUUAAUCGCUGGAGUACCUUCCUCAAGGCCAGGCUGGUCUGCUCAGUGUCAGGGCCAGGAGGCAUGGACACAUACUUUGAUGAGCUGGAGGAUAUAUUUCUUUUGGAGACCAAAGAGCCACAAAACCCAGUUAUAUAUGGAGUCUUCUCAACUUCGAGCUCUGUCUUCCGGGGCUCAGCUGUAUGCGUCUACUCAAUGGCGUCUAUCCGAGCAGCUUUCAAUGGGCCCUUUGCUCACAAAGAAGGCCCUGACUAUCGCUGGGUGGAGUACAAAGGCAGGAUCCCAUAUCCACGUCCAGGGACGUGCCCAAGUGAGACGUACGACCCAUUGCACAAGUCUACCCGUGACUUUCCUGAUGAGGUUAUGAGCUUUAUGAGAGGCCACCAACUGAUGUGGGAGCCGGUCGUGCCGAUUCACAGGCGGCCUCUGUUUACUCAGAUCAAUGUCCCCUACAGGCUAAAGAAGGUGGUAGUGGACAGGGUGGACGCCGAAGACGGGCAAUACAGUGUUCUGCAUUUGGGUACAGAUGAUGGCAAGGUUUUGAAGGUGGUAUCCAUUCCCAAGGAGAACCGGGAAUCUGAGGAAAUCAUAUUGGAAGAGCUGAGUGUGUUUCAGAGUCCUAUCCUUAGCAUGGAGCUUUCCACCAAGAGGCAAGCUCUAUUCGUAAGCAGUGAAGAUGCAGUAGCUCGGUUACCCCUGCAGCGGUGUGAGCUCUAUGGGAAAGCUUGUGCUGACUGUUGCCUGGCCCGGGAUCCUUAUUGCGCCUGGGACGGCACCACCUGCACCAAUUAUUUCCCCACUAACAAGAGACGUUCCCGUAGACAAGAUGUGAAGCACGGCGACCCAUGGAGCCAGUGUCAGGAUCUGGGAGAUGGUGCUGAGGAAAUCGAGCUGAAGGUGGUUUAUGGAGUAGAGAACAACUCGACUUUUCUGGAAUGCAUGCCACCUUCAUCACAAGCGACAAUCAAAUGGAUCAUGCAGCAAAAACACAGCCAGAGCGCUAAAGAGCUGCUUCCUGGUGAAGACAUCAUCCUCACAAAACGAGGUCUCCUCUUGCAGCGGAUAACUUCCUCAAAUGCUGGCCUCUUCCUGUGUACAGCUCACGAGCACGCUUUUUCUCGCACGCUAGCUCGCUACAAUCUGCAAGUCAUCUCUGAGCAACAUGUAUCAACUACACGCAGCACUCAUCACUCUGACUCCAAAGUAGGUGGCAACUACGUACCAUCUUCGCUUAGCUACAAAGACCUGCAUCUCAUUGGCGUUAGCGGUCUAACAGCCGACGAGUACUGCGAGCAACUGUGGUACCGCGAGAAAAGGAGACAGCAGAAACUACGCACACUAAAGUGGAAGCAGACGGCAGAGAACCGCAAGGCUCGAGUUCGCCGGCAAAAUCCACCAAGCGAGCCACUUCAGUGAAACCACAGUUAGAGACAUUUGAGGAAAAAAAAAGGACAUUUGGGUGUGUCUUGGAAGAACAUGAUGCUCUAGAAUUAGCCACUUUAGCCUUGUUACUGUUGAUUACUUUAAGGAUUCAGAUUACAAAUCCAUCCUAAGACAUAAAUGUUGGUGACCUAAUGUUUAGAACAUUUUUUUUCUAGGAAACCUGAUCUUUUGCCAUCGAAACAUGCACAGCAUUAUAUAUGGGCAUAUUAGAAAAUAAUUAAGAACAACUGAGUGAGAGACAAAGUAAAAAAAAAAAGCCUUUGAAUGGUUAGAUGAGAGAUUUCAUUAUGAUUGAGCAUAAACACCAGAGUUCUGUUCUGUUGCUGUGCCCUAAGCGAUGCUUUAAUCAGUAUCAGAGGUGGACAGAUCAUAUAUUCAUUAGCAAGCUCACUGAGUAAGGGUCUGCAGUGGACUACUUCCUAAUUACCACAUCCUGUGUCCUGAAAAUGCUGCACUUAAUAUCACAAUCAAAUGUAGAAGGUAUAAAGACCUAAAAAAAAUCAGACAUUGUCCUAAAACUAAGAUCUGAGGAGCAAGGAUUCUUAGAUAAAAAGCAAAAAAUGUGUGUUUUGGCCUGGAAAAACCCUUAAAUUUGCAAUAUUAUCCAACAACAUGAUCAAAGCUUGACAUUAUCUGUGUGAGGAAAUCACGCUGUGACAACUCAUUCAUUCAUCUGACUAAUUAUAAUCCUUGAUCCUUACUGGAUGAUGUAAAGAUCUUUUAUCGUUUUGGGCACCAGACUGUGUUAUAGACAGAAACAACUUCAUGGAGCCAUCAGACAGGUUUUCCCAGACAAUGUCAAAUAUGUUAUGCGCUAUUAAUCCUGACAGGAUAAUAUAAAUUACUUAUACAAGUAGUUCAUUUUAAUAGUUAGAACACAUUGCUCGUCUUUCGUGUGAUUGUGAACCGAACAAAAAUGAACGUCCUGACACAGCUGCAGGAUUCAUUAUUAUCCUAUAUGCAUUGUUUGAGAUGUAUUAUUUUGUAGUUAAUGGUUAUGCAUCGGUGUACACUCAGUGUCAUGCUUCUACUAGAAUAUGUUUUGUGCUGCACUGAUGGUGUUUAAUUGUACUUAAUAAAAUCCAGAAGAAUGUGGGCCAUUAAUUGCAGGGCUGGUUAGUAAUAUUUGUGUCUUCAGGACAGUUAGUAGCUUUGAUGCCAUAAAACACAGCUGUAUUUAGAGCUAAGGUUGGUAUCUGUGCAGAGUUUGAAACUGAGUAUGUUUUCCUGUUUCUCCUUUGGGAUCCUCUGUCUUCCAAAAAACAUGUACUGUAAGGACAUAGAUUUGUAACUGUAAUUUGCCCCAAGAUUUGAAUUGGAGUGUGUGAUGUGUGUGCACAUAGUGCCCUCUUAUGGACUGGUGUCCCUCCAGGGUGUGUUCCUGCCUUACACGCAAUGUCUCUGAAACCUCCACAAAGCCUGAUUAAGAUGAAAAGAUUACUGAGCAUGAAUGAUGAAUCCAAGUAAAGAAAAUCUGGAACUAUAAGAAAUCAUAUUCUGCUUGUGUACCAUCCGAUUGUGUCACCUCCUGGUAAAAGCUUUAAAAAGCCACAUCUAAGGCAUAGUGACAUUGCUAAUAGGCUAAUUCUGGAAUAAAUGACCUACUGUAACACACAGGCAAACAAUCUGUCAGACAAAUACGACCCCGCUUCAUGUAUAUUUAAUGUCGCAUAGAUUCAUAUAUCAGUGUUAUGUGUUAUGAACUUUUGAAAUACAACAGAUCUGAUCUGACCAUAGCAGGUGUCUCUGGAGGAAACUCCUCAUACCUCGUAAGCACACCAGAAUGUUAAUCUCUUACUUGGAACACUGUUCUUUCCUAAGUCAUAAGAAAUUCAUAAGAAAAUAAGUGCCAGUAAGGUUGUGGUACCAGUUAGCAUGGUCCAGUUAGCACGGUCUCGUUUGAUCUUGCCUUCCUUCACUGCUAACAAUAUUAUCCUUUUUUUAAUGGUUAAGUAAUGCUUUAAGUCUCUCAUACUGUAAUGAUCAUUUAUUAUACUGUGGUGUGCUGGAAGAGUUUCCUUUGGGCCACACAUUUUCAUAAAGGGAACAUCAAAGUAUUGCGGCAUCUGGGAGAAAUGAGCAUGAAGUACAGUGGACAGAAUUCUUUUUUUAAAAAAGGGUUAACCGAGUUUGGUCACUACUCAGGAAAAUGGCUUCCAGGCUAACUGGACCACAGUAAAAGGGAUUUCUUUCUUCUGAUCUUGACAGGCUAAUAGGAAAGCAGCAUCCAAACUGGCCUGAUGUUUGCAAGAUAGACGAAAGCAAACCGGCAACAAAUAUGUGACACAUUAUAGAAAAUUCUGCAUCUUAUAAACGUUGUUUAAUCUUUAAUCAGAUCUCUGCGUUUUGCAUUACAACAUUUUUUCCUUGUCCACAAUUACAGGUAUAAUAUAAAGAUUUUAUGUUCAACAACAUAUUUACUCAAUCAGUUCAUUGUACUGUUUUGUGCUGAAUAAAAUGUCAUGUUAUCUUCAUGUGAUUUGUAUGAUGUAAACGUCAUGCUUAUAAGUUAUAAAGUCAUCCAGUGUGUGGUUUUGAUGAAUACAUGUGCGUAUCGUAACACUAAGCUGAUACAGACUCAAGAUGUUUUGAGCAACUCUUAACAGCGUGGUUGUUCGUUUCCAUCUGAUGUUUAUUUUUACUCUGGUGUGCAUCAUUAAUAGAUUUCCAUUUACGUAUAUCGUUAGAUCACAACAUCAACCAGUGACCUCCUGCUAAAAUGUGUGACAUCAUUAUUGACUCUAAGCUGUUACAUUUUAUUAACAAUAUAUAUAUAAUUUAUGGUUUAUGUUUUACUUUACAAGACUUCUGCAAAUCUUUUUGAUGAAAUGACAUUUUAGUUUUCUUCUAUCAUCUAAAAUGACACAUUUAUCUCGUUGUGUACAGAUUUUCUUGUUCUAAACCUUUCUCUAUAAACUAAUAUUUGUGUGAAAUCAAUUAAAAUAUUUCCCACAUUUA